CUUCGACCCCAUCAAACAUUAAACUAAAUAAAGAAAGGACCACAUUAUUUUAUCCAAAGUCAACAUUAUCAAUUUCUCUAUAUAUAAUCAACCUCACCACGCAACCUUCUUCUUCUCUAAACCACUUCUCUCUCUCUUUCUCUCUUUCUGUUUCUGUGUUCAGAUGGGAAAUGCAAUGAAGACUCCAUGCUUUCACCCCAACAAGAAUUGUUCAUCGAAGAAAAUGGUGAAACUGGUAUUCUGGGAGGGCACGUCAAGAUCCCUGAAGGGGAAACACAUAGCUGGUGAGAUCAUGUUUGAGUUCCCUGAAAUGAUGGUGUGCCAUGCAGACUCUUUCUUCAUCGGACACCCUAUCCCUGCUCUCUCCAUUGACGAUGAACUCAUGCCAGGCCAAACCUACUUUGUUCUUCCCAUUGAUCGUUUUGCAUGCACCACCCUUUCCGUCGCUUCCAUUUCAGCCUUUGGAUCUUGCCCUAACAAGUCCCCCAUCAAGUUUGGGGCGUGUCCUUUUCAGUACUUGAAAGGUUCUGAUGGAAGGAUCGUGAUCAAGGUGAUGCCAGAGUUCAUCACCAGGCUCAUAACCGGUGCAGACAAAGAGAAUAUCGGUCCUUCCAGUUUCCUCUGCAGCACUCCUGAGUUGCAGAAACACUACGAACAGCUUGUGAAGUCCAAGGAUCAGGUCUGGUCUCCUAAGCUUGAAACCAUUUCAGAAUACAGAAUUAGGUUUUCGCCAUGCAGAUUCAUCGAAUGGAAAGAAAAAGAAAAGCCUGUCGAAAUUCUUACUAGAUAGUUCAUUCUUAAUCACAACCAACCACACAUAACAUUGUACACUGAUUUAUAGAUCGUAGUAUACACAUUACUCAUCUUUCUGCUCCUGAUUUCUAAUUUUACAGUUUUGAGAAAUGAUAUUAUAGAAAUCAAUAGUUUCUUUCCAGUUUUUCUGUUAAGUGGUUUUCUUACAUAACGAAGAAGCUUGAUGAA
This is a messenger RNA of Vigna radiata var. radiata (mung bean), 981 nucleotides long. RefSeq lists its product as uncharacterized. The coding region runs from base 164 to 790 and encodes 208 amino acids. NCBI's taxonomy places the organism in Eukaryota, Viridiplantae, Streptophyta, Magnoliopsida, Fabales, Fabaceae. The record is from RefSeq and is a predicted model, not a curated record. The transcript has a single exon.